GCGUUACGGGAUGAAUCUCCACCGACCUAACAACUGAUAGCAGGAGUAGCAGGUCGUUCAUCAUCGGCAGCAACAACAACGGCCCAUCAGUGGAACCAAAAAAGCGAAAAACAAUAACACCUCUGGCUCUGGACGAGCAAAUGAUUCCUUUAUCAGCUCUCGAGGCUGUCAGUCAGAAGUCAGUUGAAUCUCAACUGCUUCAGAGGCAGCAUCCUCCCGUAGGCAGUCAGGAUACAGAUUUGUCCCAGGUCUUAUCUCCCAGGAGUCUGGAUUAUUUUGUUCCUUUUUUUGUGUGUAGUCUAAAGUCCUUUUGCUGAAAAAGUGAUUAGUGAUAACUUUGAAUAUAAUUCUCCAUCAUCGCAUCUAUUGUGCAGAAAUUAUGUGUCUCGCAAAAACGUGACGGUGCAGAGUGAAAAACCAAAACAAUUGGACCACAGUGAUCGUUGUUUAUUUUUAUUUGUGAUUGGAGCGUAUAACUAUUUGGUAAACGUAGCCUCCGAGUGAUAGGCAAAGGUCAAAAAAUGACCACCAACUGCGAAAUCACUGUUACAAGCCCUCAAGAGGCCCAGACCAAGAGCAGUAUAAUUGUGGUCUCCAAUCGGUUACCAUUCGUGCUCAAAAGAGACCCCAAGACGCGCAAUCUGAGCCGCAAUGCUAGCGCUGGCGGACUGGUGACGGCGGUGGCUCCAGUUGUCAUCAAAGGCAAAGGUCUUUGGGUCGGAUGGUCUGGCAUCACACUGUCCGAGGAGGAUGAUAUUCCCGAAUCGGAUCCCACGGAUCGAACACCCACCGCAGGUCUACUUUCAGAACAGGUCGUAUCGGUUAACGUUGAACCAGUGCUGUUCGACAUGUACUACAAUGGCUGCUGUAACGGAACUUUCUGGCCACUGUUCCACUCGAUGCCCGGUCGAGCCACAUUCAAUGCAGAAAACUGGACGGCAUAUUACCAGGUGAAUAAGGAAUUUGCCACCAAGACUAUUGAAGCCUUGGAGAGAUGUUUAAAACAGAAGAAGAACCCAGGAAUACCGAUCGUGUGGAUUCACGACUACCAUCUAAUGCUGGCAGCUAAUUGGGUUCGCGAAGAAGCAGACGAAAAGAAUCUGCCAUGCCAUAUAGCGUUCUUCCUGCACAUUCCAUUCCCACCUUGGGACAUCUUCCGUUUGUUCCCAUGGUCAGAUGAAAUUCUGCAAGGAAUGCUGGCCUGCGACAUGAUCGGUUUUCACAUUCGAGAUUAUUGCUUAAAUUUCGUCGACUGUUGUCAGCGAAACCUCGGUUGCCGAGUUGAUCGAAAAAACCUACUCGUUGAGCACGGCGGUAGGUCCGUCCGAGUUCGACCGCUACCGAUUGGAAUUCCCUUCGAGAGGUUCGUUGAACUGGCGAAAAAAGCCAAACGUGUCCUCAUGACAAACCAGAAAAUCAUCCUCGGUGUAGACCGUUUGGACUACACCAAAGGAUUGGUAAAUCGUCUUAAAGCGUUCGAAGUGCUUCUUGAGAAGCAUCCAGAACAUCGAGAAAACGUAAGCAUGCUACAGAUUUCGGUACCAUCGCGUACCGAUGUAAAGGAAUAUCAAGAACUGAAGGAAGAAAUGGACCAACUUGUUGGUCGGAUAAAUGGUCGGUUCACUACGGCCAACUGGUCUCCCAUUAGGUACAUAUACGGCUGUGUUGGCCAAGAAGAUUUAGCCGCAUUUUACAGAGAAGCAUCCGUCUGUCUCGUAACACCACUACGUGAUGGAAUGAACUUAGUGGCGAAGGAAUUCGUUGCCUGUCAAAUCAAUGAACCGCCGGGCGUUCUAAUUGUGUCGCCCUUUGCUGGAGCGGGAGAAACCAUGCACGAAGCCCUGCUAUGUAAUCCAUAUGAAAUUGAAUCCGCUGCGGAAGUAAUACACCGUGCCCUCACCAUGCCCGAAGAUGAGCGCUCGCUCCGAAUGGCACGAAUGCGAAGACGGGAGAUGCAACAGGAUGUCAACAGCUGGAUGAGACAGUUUCUUAAAGCCAUGGAUUCGCUUGAGGAAGACGAAAUCGGCACCACCACGAUGCAUCCAGUCACAGUGGAUGAUUUCGAUGAUUACCUCUUGAACUACGUCGGAUACAAUCACAAACUGGCCCUACUGUUGGAUUACGACGGAACCUUAGCGCCGAUAGCACCCCACCCGGAUCUGGCAACACUUCCACCAGAGACCAAGAACGUACUUCAGCGAUUAUCGAACCACUCGGACGUGUACGUAGCCGUCAUUUCCGGACGAAAUGUGGACAACGUCAAAGCCAUGGUCGGUAUCGAAGGGAUCACGUACGCCGGAAAUCACGGUUUGGAAAUUCUACACCCAGAUGGAAGCAAAUUCAUCCAUCCGAUGCCCAUGGAAUACGAGGGUAAAAUGACCAAACUACUGAAAGCCCUGCAAGAAACGGUCUGCCAUCACGGAGCCUGGGUUGAGAACAAGGGCGCCCUGCUCACAUUCCACUACCGGGAAACGCCGAACGAACUGCGAAACGAUCUUGUCAACACGGCACGACACUUGAUCACGGACAACGGUUUCAGCGUCACCGAAGCACAUUGCGCGGUGGAAGCGAAACCACCGGUCCAGUGGAACAAGGGCCGAGCAUCGAUCUACAUUCUGCGGACGGCGUUCGGUGUGGACUGGAGCGAACGCAUCAAGAUCAUCUACGCCGGUGAUGACGUGACUGAUGAGGACGCCAUGAUGGCCCUCAAAGGUAUGGCUGCGACGUUCCGCGUCACGAACGCACAGAUAGUGAAGACCUCGGCCGAGCGUCGCCUCCCAUCGACGGAUUCAGUCCUGACGAUGCUCAAGUGGGUCGAGCGACACUUCAUGCGCCGCAAGCCCCGAUCCAACAGUUUGACCUACAAGAACCGCAAGAAGGACGGCAUGAAGAUGCAGCUAGCGUUCGAACUGGUACCGAGCCCGAACCACAGUGCCGCCAACAGCUCGGACGAGCGGGAUUAACGAAACCGUGUGGUUGCCAUGCCGUUAGGGAAACUAUUCAAUGUUUAAAUCUAGGGAUAUUUAAACAAUACUAGGAUUUUAAAACCGUACACAAGUGAAAUAAAAUUUUGCUUAUUGUUUUCGAAUGUGUCUCUUACUGUGAGAUUAGUGUUGGUACUUUUACUACCGUUCAAAUAAAAAAAAAAGAUGAAAUUUAGAUUAAGAUCAA
Armigeres subalbatus is the source of this 3171-nucleotide messenger RNA. RefSeq lists its product as uncharacterized. Gene Ontology annotation, molecular function: trehalose-phosphatase activity. Gene Ontology annotation, cellular component: alpha,alpha-trehalose-phosphate synthase complex (UDP-forming); cytosol. The coding region runs from base 522 to 2963 and encodes 813 amino acids. Gene Ontology annotation, biological process: trehalose biosynthetic process. The record is from RefSeq and is a predicted model, not a curated record. The transcript has 5 exons. Lineage: Eukaryota; Metazoa; Arthropoda; Insecta; Diptera; Culicidae.